Messenger RNA from Tachysurus fulvidraco (yellow catfish), 1176 nucleotides. It is a transcript of the gene setmar, whose product is annotated as SET domain and mariner transposase fusion gene. Gene Ontology annotation, cellular component: nucleus. The transcript is spliced from 2 exons. Gene Ontology annotation, molecular function: protein binding; histone H3K9 methyltransferase activity; zinc ion binding. The coding region runs from base 150 to 1004 and encodes 284 amino acids. The record is from RefSeq and is a predicted model, not a curated record. NCBI's taxonomy places the organism in Eukaryota, Metazoa, Chordata, Actinopteri, Siluriformes, Bagridae.
GUUUACCGACUUCCUGUUUCCGGUUCUCUGUGUUUUUGUUGCUGUCACGAGAUACAUAAGAUUUUUAGUCUUAUUAUUAUCAUCACUAAAGCAGUUUUAUUCUCUGUAUAAAGUGUCCUCUAACAUAUUUAAUGCUUGUAUAAAGGAUCAUGUUGACUUUAUACGGAGGGGACAUCAGCAAAGGUCUGGAAAAUGUCCCAGUUUGCAUCGAAAAAGACGUGAUUGAAGGCAGUUUGCACAACUUCCAGUACACUCCAGAGAACAUUCAGGGUCUGGGCUGUGAUGUUGACCCGAGUGAAGUGACCCUGCCAGGCUGCUCAUGUCGCUCUGUGUCCUGUGAGCUGCUCGGCUGCCCGUGCCUGCGUUUCGGCCUGGCGUACACCGAGGGAGGCUUACUGGUGCAGCGAGAGGAGUCGGGUGCCUCUUACAGCCAGCCUGUGUUUGAAUGUAAUGCCCUGUGUGCAUGUAGCGAGUCCUGCCAGUCUCGCGUGGUCCAGAAUGGCCUGCAAACCCGCGUCUGUGUUUUCCGAACAGAGAACCGUGGCUGGGGGGUCAUGACCCUGGAAGCCAUCACACGUGGCAGUUUUGUGUGCGAGUACGCCGGGGAGGUGAUCGGGUUUGAGGAGGCACGGAGGAGGCAGCUGUCUCAGACUCCUGAAGAUAAGAAUUACAUCAUUGCCGUGCAGGAACACGGUGGCUCUCUGAGGACCGGCGUGACGUUUGUGGAUCCGGACACCUUCGGCAACGUGGGGCGCUUUCUGAACCACUCCUGCCAGCCCAACCUGACCAUGGUGCCUGUGCGUGUGCACUCCUUGGUGCCCAGACUGGGCCUCUUCUCCAGACGAGACAUAGAGCCAGGCGAGGAACUCACCUUCGAUUACUCAGGAGGACAUGCGCCGAGAACCGAUGCUUCUGCCGAAGGAGAUCUCCAGAGGAAAGUGUGUCUGUGUGGUGCACACAACUGUACUGGCUUUCUACCUUUAGACUUUUCAGUUCUGCACUAGAUACAGUCGGGAAAUGAUUCCGUACCUUAUUUAUAGGUUAGAAUGCAAUCGUUAUGAACACACACGUUAUAAACACACACAUUUAUAAGUAUUGCAGCUGACAUGUUUCACCUGUAUUCAAUCUGGCAGCCUGUCUUAAAGAAACAGUCAUUAUUAAAUGAUAUCUCAGAGA